UGUGGGCCUUCUGGAGUGAUUCAGUGAGUCACCUCCGCGUGUCGGUUUGCUACGGACAGAAGCGACUUUAGGAGGUAAAAUAAUCUCUCGGUGAACCUCAGGUUAUUUGCUGAUGGGUUUUGGGUCGCAAGAAAUCUCUUUGAUUUUAAUUUGAUGUCUCCUCAGCCUGUGACAUAA
Molecule: messenger RNA, 177 nt
Organism: Periophthalmus magnuspinnatus
Lineage: Eukaryota; Metazoa; Chordata; Actinopteri; Gobiiformes; Gobiidae
Gene: tomm6
Product: translocase of outer mitochondrial membrane 6 homolog (yeast)
Exons: 2
Cellular component (GO): mitochondrial outer membrane translocase complex
Source: RefSeq, a predicted model, not a curated record